Rotaria sp. Silwood1 is the source of this 2901-nucleotide messenger RNA. Lineage: Eukaryota; Metazoa; Rotifera; Eurotatoria; Philodinida; Philodinidae. The record is from the annotation of a GenBank genome assembly.
AUGUGGAUUCCCCAUGCUGGAAUAAUUCCUUACUGUAUACGGUCAGUUGGUUUGCCAUCCAACUUAUUAGUCAAUAACGAAAAACAUGUCAUUCAUGGAACAUCAAUUACAUUCGAAACAUUACAAAGAGAAAACAUAACAAGUCAACAAUUAUAUUUAUUAUCUGCACCUAUCGAUGUUAUUGAACGAUAUCAAGCAUUUCUUGAAAAUUCGCAGUCGUCUGUAUCAACACAAAUAUUUAAUAAUUGUUCAGAACUAUGGUUCGGUGAAUAUUGUCAAUAUUCGUUUAAUUUAACGUUGUCAUUCUAUGAUAUUGUACGGGCUUAUCUCUUUCAUAUGUCACUUGAAAACGAUAAAUUAUCUAAGAAUGAAACAUGUUAUACAUUCAUAGAAUGUAAUCGCGGUCCACCACCAUCCUGUAUCGACUGGCGUGAAAUAUGUGAUGGAAAGAUUGAUUGUUUGGAUGAUGGUCGAGAUGAAGUUGAUUGUGAACAGUUACAUAUGAAUGAAUGCAAAGAGGAUGAAUUUCGUUGUAGUAAUGGAUUCUGUAUUCCAAAAGAAUUUUUCAAUGAUGAGCCUGAUUAUCCGGAUUGUAUCGAUCGUUCGGAUGAACAAAUCGAUGGAUCUAAUUACACAGAUGAAAUGAAUUGUCAAGAUUGGCCUUGUAACAAUGCAUACACGCGUUGUGAUGGAAAAUGGAAUUGUCGUAAUGCAGUUGAUGAAGCUAACUGUUCUGAUAAUCCAUGUCGUCCAGAUGGUCAUCCUUGUAUAUUACCACAACCAAAAGAUGCCAAUCAAACCUAUUAUAUACGUAUCGAUAUCUAUAAUAAAGAAGAAAAGGAAUAUUGUGUUUCCAUAUUCUAUCCUAUUCAAUAUUCAUUCUUACCAGUACAUCGUCUUUCACUACAAGUGAGUGUUCCAAUACGUGAAGUUGCAAUCAAAUCGAAAAAAUGUCCUUUGAAAUGUUUGCAUGGACGAUGUAGACAUUUUUGGAAUUCUGAUAAAUAUUUCUGUCAAUGUUCUGAUGGUUAUUCUGGAAUAUUAUGUACGAUGAAGAAUUCAUGUGAUUGUUCAUCAGACUCGAUCUGUGUUGAAGUUGUCAACAAUCGAUCGAUAUGUGUUUGUCCUCUUGAUAAAUUUGGACCACGUUGUUAUUUGAAAAGGACUUUAUGUAAUUCAAAUUCAUGUUCUGAUAAUGGCCGAUGUAUUGUUGGUGAAGAAAAAAUUUCCGAAACAGAACACUAUUGUCUUUGUUCUCAAGGGUACAUGGGUUCAAGAUGUGAAAAGUCAGAAAGAAAAAUUGAAUUUCUUUUUGUUAAAACUAUACUCCUUCCACAAACAAUAUUCAUUCACUUUAUCGAUAUUCCAGCAGAAUAUAGCGUACCUUCUGGACAAGCUGCUCCUGAUCCAACACAGAUAACCAUGAUAUCAAAAUUAAAGUUUCAUGAAAAUUCUACUUUUGUUUAUUAUGGAGGAAGAUUUCAUUUAAUAUUCGUAGAAUUUUAUCAAAAUUAUUAUCUUGCUCUACUUCAACAUAAUUCUACAUUACCAAUGAAUAUUUCUACAACAAUUAUUCCUGAACAUCGUUGUUUAUCAAUCAAUGAACUAUUACCUGAUCAUAUUCAAAAAUUAUCACAAUGGAAUCGUGCUAAACAUUAUCAUAUUCCAUGUCAAAACCAUACAAAUCUUGCAUGUUUUUAUGAUAAUGAUUAUUUCAUGUGUUUAUGUGACAUCGAUCGAUAUGCAAAUUGUUUUAAAUUCAACUAUCAUCCCGCUCACAAUUGUUUAGGAUAUAAUUAUUGUGAAAAUGAUGGUCAAUGUUAUGUCGACAAUAGAACUUGUCCAACAACAUCGGCAUGUUUAUGCAAAGAAUGUUAUUAUGGUGGUCGAUGUCAAUUUACAACAACAGGGUUUGGUCUAUCACUCGAUGAUAUUCUUAGUUAUAAUAUAUGGCCCAAUGUUCCUUUCACACGACAACCGACAGUAGUAAAAAUCAGUACAGGUUUGACCACAAUUAUGUUUGGCAUUGCAAUUAUCAAUGCUAUUGCGUCUAUUAUCACUUUUCAAACGAAACAAUCACUUCAAAUUGGUGCUGGUCUUUAUCUACUUGCAUCAUCAAUCACAUCUUGAUGUUCAGAGAAAUUUUGUUUGACAGAUUUAACAGAACAUCGUCAAGCACUUCACAAAGAAUACGACAAAAUUAUCACCGAUUGUGAUGAAUUUCGACAAAAACUUAUUGAACAAAAAGCUAAUCCAAAUCAGCGUCUAUUGAUACAACAAAUUGUUGAAUGGGAAAAAAAUUCAAUUAAAAAAAUUAAACAAACAUCAGAAGAAUGUAGACAAAUAUUACUUAAACACACUGAUGACAACAUUAUUGAAACAGAAAAGAAAUUAGAUAAAUUUGUUUUAAAAUCGCGACAAAUUCGUCAAGAUGAUGAAUUUAAUGAAAUUCAUUUAAAUCAACUGAAAACGCUAUUAGAAGAACUGGAAAAAGAACUUGAUCAACCAUCAAAUUUCUCGAUUCAAGAAGGUUCUACACCAUUUAUAAACAAAAUUUCAGUCUCAACAAACGUUAAUAAAACCCAUAAUAUUAAUCAAAAUGCUAUUGAUUUAAGUGGCACAUGGAAAUGUGAUGAUGGUGGGUUGUAUUAUAUUCGACAAUUGGAUAAUGUAAUGUGGUGGUUUGGUACACAAAAGCUUGCAAUCAGAUGUCAACCAAAGUUUUCCAAUAUUCUUCAUGGAAUAAUCGAUUCAUCAGUGAUAAAUGCGCAAUGGUGUGAUGUUCCAUUAGGUCGAGAUCGUCAUAGUGGUUCAAUUAUAUUAGAAAUCAUUGGUGUAAAUAAAUUUAAAAAAACGUCAUGUGAAGGACCUUUUGGUGGUUCAAUAUGGCAAAGGCAAUAA